Metopolophium dirhodum (rose-grain aphid) is the source of this 2233-nucleotide messenger RNA. It is a transcript of the gene wg, whose product is annotated as protein Wnt-1. NCBI's taxonomy places the organism in Eukaryota, Metazoa, Arthropoda, Insecta, Hemiptera, Aphididae. Bases 411 to 1715 code for a protein of 434 amino acids. The transcript is spliced from 4 exons. Gene Ontology annotation, biological process: neuron differentiation; cell fate commitment; multicellular organism development. The record is from RefSeq and is a predicted model, not a curated record. Gene Ontology annotation, molecular function: cytokine activity; frizzled binding. Gene Ontology annotation, cellular component: extracellular region.
UUUCCUGCGGCCCGAGAUGUCGCGCAUUCACGAUCAGUCGUUCUGCUCCGCCGGACUGGGGUGCGUUCAUCUGAUUGUAUCACCGCGUAGUGUUGUAUAAUUUACUCGUGUGUUCCAGUCGUUCGCAGACUCCCGGGAAAACUAUUUUCUCCGAGCGUUCCUCGUUCAUAUUGUUUCGUAUAAUAUUAUACUAUCAUUAAACUGCUGACGUCGUUAUUCGAAUUUUUCGUUUUCAUUUUUCGGUAAUUUUUUUUUUUUUUUCGUCUCCGUGUCUUGUUAGCCACCCCCGAGUGGAGGGCACCUAAAGACCCGCAAGCGGUAUUCGUGUCGUCGUCGUUCGCCGGUCCCAAUCGCUUCGUGCUGACGGGACAUUUUUUCCACCCCAUAUCUGUGGCACCUAGACAUGUGACAUGAAGGCCACAAUUGUAAUCAAAACAAUUGUACUGAUGACCCUUUUGGUCGACGAAAUCUCCAGAGCUUACGCCAAACACCGCGAAGGAAAAUACAAAGGCACCCACUGGUGGGGAAUUGCAAAAGCUGGCGAACCUAAUAAUUUGGCUCCUAUGACCCCUGGCCUGAUGCUCAUGGACUCGUCAUCGUUAACGUUACUGCGCAAUAAACAGAGGAGGAUGAUCCGCGAACAUCCGGGCGUAUUACAAGCAAUCAGCAGAGGCGUCAAUAUGGCACUGCAAGAGUGUCAGCACCAGUUCCGGAACAGGCGUUGGAACUGUUCAACCAAGAACUUCUUAACCGGCAAAAACUUGUUUGGCAAAAUUGUGGACAGAGGUUUCAGGGAGACGGCGUUCAUCUACGCGAUCACCAGCGCAGGCGUGACGCACGCGGUGUCCAGGGCGUGCGCGGAGGGCGUGAUCGAGACGUGCACGUGCGACACCACGCACCAGCGACGUGGCCCGUACAUCCAGAACUCUGUUCCGGGCGUCAAGGACUGGGAGUGGGGUGGUUGUUCGGACAACAUAGACUUCGGCUACAAGUUCUCCAGGAUGUUCGUGGACACUGGCGAGCGGGGCCGCAGCCUCCGGGAGAAGAUGAACCUGCACAACAACGAAGCCGGCCGCAUGCACGUACAAUCGGAGAUGAAACAGGAAUGCAAGUGUCACGGCAUGUCGGGCUCGUGCACGGUGAAGACGUGCUGGAUGAGACUGCCCAUAUUCCGUUCGAUCGGCGACAACCUCAAGGACAGGUUCGACGGCGCGUCCAGGGUGAUGGUCGGCAACGCGGGCGGUCUUCGCAGGAUGCGGAGCAAGGACAACGCGCAGAACAAGCACUACGAACAGGAACAGCCGCAGGAACAGUCGCAGGACCAACUUACGGAACAGCAGACGCAACAGAACGGCGGCGGAGGCGGUGGCGGCGGCCGGGGCAGAAGGCGCGGCGGCGGCCGGAACAGAUACAACUUCCAGCUGAAACCGUACGACCCCGAUCUGAAGGCGCCCGGCACCAAGGACCUGGUGUACCUGGAAACGUCACCCGGGUUCUGCGACCCGAACCCGCGCCUGGGUGUACUGGGCACGCACGGUCGCUCGUGCAACGAGUCGUCCCUCGGCUUGGACGGGUGCGACCUGAUGUGCUGCGGCCGCGGCUACAAGACCCACCAGGCCCUGGUGUCCGAACGGUGCAACUGCACUUUCCUGUGGUGUUGCGAGGUCAAGUGCAGCGUGUGCCAGUACAGGAAGACAGUGAACACGUGCCAGUAGACCACGCACCGCAUGCAACUGCAUUGCGGUCGCAACCGUGGCGGCGGUGGCACGGGACCAGCUGGCGGCGCUAAUAUGACAUCAUUCCAUUCAUCCAUCAUUCCUAACGCAUGUAUAACACUAUUAUACUCGAUUUACAUAAUUUACGUACAACUGUGCACAAAACACGUUCGCGUCUAAACGUAAAUCAUUAUUAUCAUAUUUUCUACGAUUUCUGUUCAAUAACCAUUUUACAUUAUCCAUUUUAUUUUUAAUAAUGAUUAUCAUUUAUAUUUAUAACGCGUCCGCUUUGCGCGCGAUCGUUGAAAACGAAUACACUCGACGCACCACUCACACCGUCCGCACAAUAUCUCAGCUGUGGCCAAAAUUCCGUCCGCUCCGUUGCCGUUUUUCGAAACGUACAGUAUGCGCGAGACGGGCGAACGGCAUUGUGCGUCGUGAAUUUCGUUUUGAACGAUUUUUUUUUUUUUUUUUUUAAUUAUUGUAAUACUUCGACUUUCUAUUUUCAAUUUUUUUUU